Diachasmimorpha longicaudata is the source of this 652-nucleotide messenger RNA. RefSeq names its product RNA polymerase I and III subunit D (gene l(2)37Cg). The coding region runs from base 143 to 463 and encodes 106 amino acids. Gene Ontology annotation, molecular function: DNA binding; protein dimerization activity. Lineage: Eukaryota; Metazoa; Arthropoda; Insecta; Hymenoptera; Braconidae. Gene Ontology annotation, biological process: DNA-templated transcription. The record is from RefSeq and is a predicted model, not a curated record. The transcript is spliced from 3 exons. Gene Ontology annotation, cellular component: RNA polymerase III complex; RNA polymerase I complex.
UCUCCGGUGGCGCCACUGCCGCUCCCGCCGAACACAAUUAUAAUCACGUGACCGCUGUGACGGGAAACACAUGUGCUUGUUUAUGCUUUCCGUGAGUUCUAAUUUACAAUCGAAGUUAGUUCUUCAAUAAAUAAACAAAACCAUGGGACGAUUGGCAGCAAUUGCAGGUGACGAGGCGACUGGAGAAAAAUCCCGUACAUUUGUAUUUAACGAUGAGGGUCACACGUUGGGAAACGUGCUGCGAUCUGUCAUCUCGCAAUACCCAGACGUACAAUUUUGUGGUUAUACAGUGCCUCACCCCUCGGAGGCGAAGAUGCACUUCAGGAUACAGAUGAAGCGAGGAAGGGCUGUGGAUGCACUGAGACAAGGGCUGCAGGACGUCGAGAAACUGUGUGAUCACACGACUAAGACAUUCACUCGAGCCUGGGAGGCAUUUCAACAAACGUCAACCUCGACGGAAUGAAAACUAAUCGGUACAUAAGCUUCUUUUCGUUAAAAACAUAAGAGAAUAAUCAUCUGGAGAAUUGGAGCCAAAUGCUCAAUUUUUUUCAUUUGUUAAAACAUGGAAUUUGCGUAAUUUAAUGAAAUUUAAGUAGAGAAUAUAUAUUGUACACUUCACAUCAAAUAUAGCUGUUACUUUUUUAAUAUAAAA